Messenger RNA from Malassezia japonica, 774 nucleotides. RefSeq names its product nicotinamide N-methyltransferase (gene EFM7). Gene Ontology annotation, molecular function: protein-lysine N-methyltransferase activity. The transcript is spliced from 2 exons. The coding region runs from base 1 to 774 and encodes 257 amino acids. Lineage: Eukaryota; Fungi; Basidiomycota; Malasseziomycetes; Malasseziales; Malasseziaceae. The record is from RefSeq and is a predicted model, not a curated record.
AUGGCCAGUGGAGAGGGCGAAGAGGGCGGCUGGGGCCUGUUUGAGGAGCCUGCCGACUUUCGGCCCAAGACCCCGCCCCCGACCGAGGUCACGCAGCGGCUCGUGGACGGCUCCGAGGCCCGCCUGCGUCUCGUCGGCACGCACCCUUUGUGGGGCCACUAUCUGUGGAACGCGGCGCCGACGAUGGCCGACUAUCUGCAGACCUAUGCGAGCCACUUUGUGCGUGGCAAGUCGAUCCUCGAGCUCGGCGCGGCGGCGGGCCUGCCUUCGAUUGCCGCGGACCGCGCGGGUGCGGCGCACGUCGUCGCGACCGACUACCCCGACCCCGACCUGAUGGAGAAUCUGCGGAUCAACCUCGCGCAGAAUGCGUGCACGAAUGCCUCUGCGCGCGGCUACAUUUGGGGCGCAGACUGUGCGCCGUUACUCGAGGACGUGCCGUCGUACGACGUGGUGCUCAUGUCGGACUUGAUCUUUAAUCACCAGGCGCACCCUGCGCUGCUCGAUACGUGCGACGCAUGUCUCACGCGCGACGCUACGCGGGCGCCGUGUGUGCUCGUGUUCUUCUCGCACCACCGGCCCCACCUCGCAGACAAGGACCAGCACUUUUUCACGCUCGCCGAGGAGCGUGGCUACCGCUGCGAAAAAAUCCGCGAAUGGAGAUUGCAGCCUAUGUUUCCCGAAGAUCCCGGAGAUGCCACGGUCCGUGCUACCGUGCACGGCUGGCUGCUGACACGUGUGCCAUGCGGCGUGCCAGGGCGCAAUAGCGACCCAUAG